AUGGAUGAGCUCAUGGCACUGCUCAUCGACCUCCCUCCGGAGGCUCGGCUGCGAAAGGUGGGAUAUCCCUCUGAAGCCGACCUCACCGACGCCUCGGCCUAUCCAUCCUGCCUUGUCCCCGAAGCUAUCACGUACGAAUUUAGUACAGCAGCCCACUUCGCAUUUCUCUUCAAGAUUUGCAAGCGCAAGUGUGCUGAGAACCCGAUCUGUAUCUUUUCCCCCGUUCGUGGCCUUCGCGCUCAGACCCACGAACAGAUCUGGGGCCAUACCUUCUCUAUUGAGCUCUGCCGCCUCAUGACGCACCCAGUUUUCGAGAUGGAGGGCACCAACAACCUCACUCUGAUCCUUCAGUAUGCUGUCAUCUGCCGUACUGAUGAUAGACGCCCUUGGAAGAUGCCCCCCAUCCCGGACGUCAAUCCACUCAAGCAACUCCGCGGCUUGAUGCAGUCAUGCUCUGGACCUUUGACCACUCCCAUCUCCGAGGUCUUCGCAAGCCACUGCACCAACGAGAGCCCCCCAUGUGGCAUCAAGACUCGUGACAUGAGCCCUACCGACCCUCUCCUUCAGGGACAGAACGAUGCCAUCAAGGCCUACCUGACAGACCCGAGACACUUGAUCUUCAUGAUGCUGCAGCUCGCCAAGGUUGUUCAAGAGUCUCCAAAGGCAGAGGGUCCUUACGUCACGACAGAGCGCGGCUUCGAUGUGUACAGCGUGACCACGCUCGAUCUUCAGAACAUCCGCAAGGCCAUCGGUGCUAUGGAACGUCAAUACGGUGAAGGAAAUGAGGGAACUGAGGCAGAUGAUGCGAGUCUGAUUCAUCUUCCCAUGGAUCUCAUCUUCUCCCGCUAUGUGAUGCAUGCCCAACUUGAGAAUGUGGCUCCCCGUGACUCAGACGAACUGUCAGAUCUGAUCGUGGAAGGGCUCAUGAAGAGAGAGCGAGAAAUCCUUGACACUACUCUUGGUCGUAACCGACAGUGA
Fusarium subglutinans is the source of this 978-nucleotide messenger RNA. RefSeq lists its product as uncharacterized. NCBI's taxonomy places the organism in Eukaryota, Fungi, Ascomycota, Sordariomycetes, Hypocreales, Nectriaceae. The record is from RefSeq and is a predicted model, not a curated record. The coding region runs from base 1 to 978 and encodes 325 amino acids. The transcript has a single exon.